Molecule: messenger RNA, 744 nt
Organism: Thelazia callipaeda (thelaziosis nematode)
Lineage: Eukaryota; Metazoa; Nematoda; Chromadorea; Rhabditida; Thelaziidae
Source: the annotation of a GenBank genome assembly
AUGAAUGAAAACAAGUUGGAGAUGAUAUUGUCGAGGAUUGUUGUGUUUUACUUUGUAGCCAUUACGAGAGCUAUUGAGUUAACUUUUGAGUUGCCUGACAAUGCAGAUCAAUGUUUUUUUGAAGAUAUAAAAGCGGGUGUUGAUUGUGUUAUUGAAUAUCAGGUUGUGGCAGGCGGACAGUAUGAUGUAGAUGUGACACUUGAAGAUCAAGAGAGCAAAAUUUUAUAUAAAGGUGUUAAAAAACAUGAAGACACUUUUUCAUGGAAAACUGAAAGAGAAGGAACUUACAAGGUUGCGGAAUUUGCUUUUGUUUGGGAUUAUACGAAGCUAAUAUUUAACAGUUAUGAAUUUUCUACUUUCAGGUAUGUUUCUCGAAUGAGUUUUCAACAUUUUCUCACAAAAUUGUUUAUAUGGAGUGGCAAAAAGGAGACGAGAGUCAGUUCUUUAUUUAUUGCAAGACUCUGCGAGACUAAACUUGAUAUAAAUCUAGACAUCGGUAAAGCACCUUCACGUUUAACAGCAAUGACACAGCUAGACACGUCUGCGCUAGCGAUUGGUGAUCGCCUGAAACUUAUUGGUGAUUACCAAACACAUCAUCGUCUAAGAGAAGCUACAGGACGAAAACGUGCGGAAGACCUAAAUGAACGUGUUUUGUUGUGGUCUUUAGGACAAACUGUAGUUAUCAUUACUUUGGGUAUCGUGCAGACAUGCCAUUUGUAUGGUUCCUCUUUUGGCGCGAUGUAA